Messenger RNA from Fukomys damarensis (Damara mole-rat), 1953 nucleotides. It is a transcript of the gene Chga, whose product is annotated as chromogranin A. NCBI's taxonomy places the organism in Eukaryota, Metazoa, Chordata, Mammalia, Rodentia, Bathyergidae. The coding region runs from base 1 to 1569 and encodes 522 amino acids. Gene Ontology annotation, cellular component: chromaffin granule. The transcript is spliced from 10 exons. Gene Ontology annotation, biological process: negative regulation of insulin secretion; defense response to bacterium; negative regulation of catecholamine secretion. The record is from RefSeq and is a predicted model, not a curated record.
AUGCCUACCCUGGCCACUUACUCAGGCCCACUUUGGUCCUUUGCACCCAACCUCCUUGCUGUGCCUCGGUCAUUUCAGAACCCUUCCUCCCUCCAGGCUUUUGUCCUGGCAGCCCCCUCUCCCGGAGCUCUCUUUUCCUACCUGCGCACUGGCCCACACCCUUACCAACUUCAAAUGUCCCCUCUUUGUCCAGGCUCGGUGUCUCGACCGCAGCGCCGGCUUCGCCUCGGGGCAGCCAAGGUCAUUGGGGGAGUCACUGCCCUCCCUGUGAACAGCCCUAUGACUAAAGGGGACACCGAGGUGAUGAAGUGCAUUGUUGAGGUCAUCUCUGACUCACUGUCCAAGCCCAGCCCCAUGCCCGUCAGCCAAGACUGUUUGGAGAUUCUCCGAGGAGAUGAACGGAUCCUUUCCAUUCUGCGACACCAGAAUUUGCUAAGGGAGCUGCAAGACCUGGCUCUCCAAGGGACCAAGGAGAGGGCACGGCAGCAGAAGAAGCACAGCAGCUUCGAGGAGGAGCUCUCAGAGGUUGUGGAGAACCACAGCGACAAGGCCAAGCGGAAAGAGGUGACAGAGGAAUCAUCCCCAAAGGAUACUAUGGAGCAAGGAGGGGAUGGUAAGGAGGAGGAGAAUGCUGAAGCCACAGAAGAAGCGAGGCACCAGGCCCUCCCGGAACCUGGGCAGGGGUCUGUGAUCUUGGGAAGCAAGCAGGCCCCCAGCGACGAGGAUCAGGAGGAGGAGGAGGAGGAGGAGGAGGAGGAGAUGGCCCCCAACACCCAGCUGCCAGCCAGCCUUCCCAGCCAGAAAUACCCAGGCCCGCAGGCCGUGGGGAACAUGGAGGAUCCCGCCCAGGGUCUAGAGGACGGCAAGAAGGGCGUGGGCUCAGAGCAAGGGCAGCCCAUAAAGAGAGAAGAGGAGGAGGACGAGGAGAAGGAAGAGGCUGGAGAAAAGGCUGUACCUGGGGCAGAAGACCCCACCGCAGCUCUGAACUCCCACCAGGAUCUCAGUGACAAGGAGAUCCAGAAAGGUCGGUCGGAGGCCCUGGCUGUCGAUGGAGCUGGGAAGACUCAGGCUGAGGAGGCUCGGCCCCCGGAGGGGAAGGGAGAGCAGGAGCAGGAGGAGGAGAUGGCAGGGACCCCCCAAGGCCCCUUCCGCGGUGGGAAGAGCAGGGAGCUGGAGCAGGAGGAGGAGCGGCUCUCCCGGGAGUGGGAAGAUGCCAAGCGCUGGAGCAAGAUGGACCAGCUGGCCGAGGAGCUGGCAGCUGAGAAGCGGCUGGAGCGGGAGGACGAGGAGGAUGACCCCGACCGCUCCAUGAAACUCUCCUUCCAGGCCCAGGCCUACGGCCUCCGGGGCCCCGGGCCACAGCUUCGCCGAGGCUGGAGGCUGUCUUCCCGGGAGGACAGCGUCGAGGCCAGCCUGCCCCUCCAGGCCCGUGGCUUCCCUGAGGAAAAGAAGGAGGAGGAGGGCAGCGCCAACCGCAGAGCAGAGGACCAGGAGCUGGAGAGCCUGUCGGCCAUCGAGGCAGAGCUGGAGAAAGUGGCCCACCGGCUGCAGGCGCUGCGGAGGGGCUGAGGCACCAGUGGGGGCAGCCAGCCAGGGCCCCAAGUCACCCCUUGGUCCUGCCUCUGUUGUCCCCUCUACAGGUCCUGGUGAGAUGGGCUGGACGCUGCUUCUGGUAGGCUAGUGUCCUCCAGCCCACCCAAGCCCAGGCCACCCUGUCACCCCCACACUCUUCUCCUCUGCUCUCACCCUUCCCUGAGCACCCACCUCGGGGUGCCCCGUAAUCGUCAACACAGAUUAUUCCUCUGUGAGCACGGCAGCUUUCUAGAAGUUCCCCCUCCACCUUUGCACCCACUGGGCACAACUGCGGUAACUUCUGACUUUUUGGUGAAAGCUGAGAACUCCUGACUAUCAUAUAUUCUGUAAAAAGUUUAUCUAAGGAAAAAUAAAUCUGCU